Messenger RNA from Gamsiella multidivaricata, 2265 nucleotides. RefSeq lists its product as uncharacterized. The transcript has a single exon. The coding region runs from base 1 to 2265 and encodes 754 amino acids. Lineage: Eukaryota; Fungi; Mortierellomycota; Mortierellomycetes; Mortierellales; Mortierellaceae. The record is from RefSeq and is a predicted model, not a curated record.
AUGAGCAUCGUCUCGGAGUGGAUACAGUCGUGUGCGACGUUCAACCAACCGUCCUACACGACUCCUCCUGUUCCUGAUCCAAAUCAACAACCUAUACUCCAUCCCGUUCAGCAACAACUGGAAUUACAACAACAUCUGGAACCACAACAGCAGCAACAGGAGCAGCAGCCGCAGCCGCAGUAUCAGGAUCCUCACCAGCUCCACUACCAGUUAUUCCGGGAAUAUCGCUACCAGCCCUUUCUGAAUCUCCAGAAUGAUGUGAACAACAAACCUUACGCCGCAGCGACGCUGGCGUCGUCGUCAGUGAGUAACAGCGGAUUUAACGACAUUAUGGCGCUAUCACCAAUCCCUGUCAAGAACCAUGAGUACAUCACUACCGACCUAUGGCCCCAUCUUCCGAUCGCCAACUCUCCCUUGCUAGAACUCCCCUUGACAUCAGUAGUAGGGCCUCAAUUCUGGGAACCAGAGUCCGAUAUGUCCGAACCUGCUCCAUCCAUUGAGAGCUACGCAGCGAUUGAAUCACAUUCGAGCAUGUUCAACCACGAAAUACAGCAAGCUUUAGGCGGUGGGCCCUUUGUUCAGCAGCCAUCCUUGACGACAUCAUACUGCUACCCUACGUCGUUCCCUGCAAGUAUCGGAACCGACUUGGGCCCAUCGAAUCUCUCGAGUGAUAAUGAUCAGUUUUCGGCGAUGGUCUGCUCCUGGCCACAGCUCUGCGAUCCAACGACGCUGUCGCCGUCAUCUGUAGGCUCGUCGCCACGCCUCUUCUCAACGUCGCUCCAAGCGGUUUCGUCAUCGUCACCGGUACCGUCUGUGUACUCGUUAGCACAUUCGCCAUUCUUGCGGGUGAGCACACCUUCGCAGCUGGGAUGCGGAUCAUACCGAAGUGCAAGUAGUACGUUUGCGCCGCAUGUGGAUUCUUCAGCAAUGGCGACGACGGCGAUGCCGAUGCGUCUGCGGUCGCAGACAUUGACUGCAAUGGGUGCCGGCUCAGACUUGAUCUCACUCAACUCUGCGUCUUCGUCACCAAGGUCAUCUUCUCUGUCGGGGUUGAUGAUCAAGAAUCGGGCGUCUUCAUUAUCGCUGUUCAAUGGGUCCUCAUCAUCGGAAUCGUCCAUCAAAUCCUCCGGAUCAAGUCCUUCUUUUUCUUUUUCUUCCUCUUCUACUUCUUCUUUUUCGUCGUCGAUGUCAUCGUUGACCUGUCAAGUAUGUCGAAAGCGAUACGCUAACAACUCGACCCUGCGACGGCAUCUCAAGAUCCACGCCUAUGCUAAUGCAUCCUCCCGUGCACUCGCAUGCCUCCGAGCAACGUCCUCAAUUCCUUCGUCUACUCUAUCUUCAUCGUCUCUGGCUUCGUCCACCACUGGUAGCCACCCAUAUAAACCUCUGCUCUGCUCAGGUCUCUCGGCCCUGUCGAUCAGCUCCUCAUCACCGGCAUCGUCUUUGUCUUCGUCUUCGUCUUCAUCGUCGUCGUCAGCUUCCACAACAGCGACAUUGAACACCAUCCAGGGAUACAAUCCGAGUUCGGAUCCGGAUAUCAAGAAGCCAGAGUGUGUGGGAUGCAACAAGGCGUUUGCACGACGGGACACGGUGAUCUUGCAUAUCAAGAAUCAGAAACGGAAGUGGGAUCUCUUGAGCGCGAUGUUACCGACCUUGAGGGCCUCGUCUGUGUCGUCUUUGACGGCAGAGGAGCAGGAAUUGUGGGAUGAGAAGGGUCUAGAUGGUAAUAGUACUCGUAGGACUACGGCUAUGGCAGCUGCUAUUGGUUCUACUGUAGGGGAUGCGGUCGUGAUGGCGCCUACUGGGAAGGCAAGUGCAGUGACAGGUUCAGGCUCGAGCUCGGGUAGGAAGGUGCAUCGACAGCGUCGGUCGCAUCCGUAUAGGAUGGUGGAGAAGCUGUGGCACUCGACCCUGCAGAAGAAGGGGCUCGUGCUCAGCGGCAGCAGUUUAGGGCCUGGAAAUAGCGGUUUGAACACUUUAGUUGGUCAGGAUGCAUUGAGAGCCAAGAAGGAGGACUGUGAAGAUGAUGAAGACGGGGGCGAUACCGUGGAUGGCGAAGCGAGACGGGAGAGGCAAGGACGGGAUGAGGACGAGGACGAGGACGGGGAGGGCGGGUGGCCGAGUUUGGAGGUGAUGUCGGAGAUGGAUAGUCAGACGAAGCUGGAGUGGAUGAUGAAGAUGAUGAAGAUGCCGCCUUGCUGGAGAGAGCGGAAGGUGAGGCUGUUUGGAGCGUUUGGGGUCUUGGAGGAAAGGGUUCUGCAGUGA